This is a messenger RNA of Neoarius graeffei (lesser salmon catfish), 3435 nucleotides long. RefSeq lists its product as uncharacterized. Gene Ontology annotation, biological process: centrosome cycle; establishment or maintenance of cell polarity; regulation of cellular localization. The transcript has 10 exons. The coding region runs from base 430 to 3432 and encodes 1000 amino acids. Gene Ontology annotation, cellular component: cell cortex; apical plasma membrane; nucleus. The record is from RefSeq and is a predicted model, not a curated record. Gene Ontology annotation, molecular function: protein kinase C binding. Lineage: Eukaryota; Metazoa; Chordata; Actinopteri; Siluriformes; Ariidae.
UCCUGAGCAACACAGGAAUCUUAACACAUGUGGAACUUCAACAGUCAGACUCAGUCCCACGCACACCAUAGCUCAUGGAGGAGGAAAGUAGAUAGAGCUAGCAAAAGAGAACAGUCAGGAGGCUAAAGUCAUGUUCUUAAGAAGUGGGAGUAUUCAGAGAAAACUCAGAGAACACUUUCUUCACAGAACAGCUGGAACUGGGCUGAACAAGAAAAGCAGAGAAACAGAAACAGAAAACACAAGAAGACAAAUGCUACUUAUGAAAGAGACUUAAAGUUAAAACAGAAAUUGGACUGACAUGGCUGUUUCAAUGUGAAUAUGUUGUAUGUUUGUUAACUGACUUUCAGAUGGAGGUUAGCAUAAAAUGGGUUUCAUACGUCAACAGAGAGAAUGAGGCUAUAACACUCACCUGACUCUUUUGAAUGGGCCAUGGGCGAUGUGGUUGUGCCUGAAGAGGGCAAUGCUAUGGCCACUGACUCCCACCCAGUGGCCAGAUCAGACCAGGAAUCUAAAUCCCAACCUCCACUGAGUCCCACCCACUCUGUCAUUUCUUCUUCUCUAAGCUCCCACACCCAGCUACAACAACAUACCUCUGCGGUUUCAGCCCUGCAGUCCAAGGUGAAGACUUGCUCUGAAUGCAAAGCAAUCUGGAAACAGCCUUCUAAGAAGAAAGAAGACAGGAGAGUGGUGCCUGGGUUCUACAUGUCAGCAUGCUCCCACACAGGUGUCUGGGGAUUCAGCAGCAGUGAUGAAGACAUCACAGACAACAUCUGCAAUACCAAACAAGAUAUCUCCUCAUGCCACAACAUACCAUGGACUCCACCCAAAGGCUUUAGGAGGAUCACCAGGCAAGAGCCCUUGCUAUCAAAUGGAGGUGAUAUUCUAGAAAGAGAGAAAUCUAAAAGUGGGGUUAUGCCCAGGCCCAUGCCUCUGAGGACAGAUCCCAACAUUCAGGGAGAGAUUAAAAUGUCAGACAGCACAGAGGACCAUCCUCAAAGCUGCAGGCCGAGUGACUCAGGCCUGGCAUCAACAACAGGAAGUGAACUGUGGCAUGCUGAGAGUCUAGAGAGCAUCUGUAGCAGUGGAAGUUCUCUCUCACUAGCAGAGAAAGUGGAGAUAAACCGAACCAUCCUCAGACAGAUGCUGCAGAAAGCCCAAAGGAAGAGCAGCGAGGGGCAACAGACUACAAUUCCUGAUGAGAGGAUGGAGAAUACACAUAGGAGAGGUAGGCUGAAUGACAGUGACUGGGAUUCUGGGAUUUCUCUUCAUGACAGUGAACAGAGUCAGAGGCCCUUUGUCUCAGGCGCCGAGUUGCCACUCAGUCCUCACCAUGAACAGGCCAAACAAUUGCUGGAGCGUGCUCGUAUGAAGGCCCGCUCGAACCCACUCAAAGCCGACCACACCAUCCUACCCGUCCAGAGGGACAAGCCGGAGCUGCUCUCCUUGGUCGGAGCUCCUCUUGUGGGUACGGAACGGGUGCUGGUUGGCUCAGGAAAUCUCAGCGACUCCUCCAGCAGUGACUCGACCGGAGGCUCUCGGCGCCGUCGUACACAUGGGCAGUCUCCAACGCGUGUGCGUUUUCAAGAUGAGUCAGAGAAAGACGCUGAAGUGCGUUACUUGGAGCGGCAAUGCAAACAAGCUGGAGAGAGGACACAGGGACUGCUGGGAGCCAAGCCCAGUUUGGCAACAUACAUCAACAGCCAGAGACCUGAGGUCAAAUACAAAAGCAGGAGGAGUCAGGAGAACUCACCCAACAUUAAUAGUCAUUAUGAACCUGAGACCAUGGGCCAACAGUGCAAUUCUUGUGGAACAAUAUUGGAUGGAGAUUUUUCAGAUUCCUGCUUCUUUCAAAAACAACCAUUGCUUGCUAAUGGAGAAACUGAGGGAAGGACAGUGCCAUGUUGGGUUGCACCCACACUGCCUAACCGCCUGGUGCGAAUAGAGCAGAUUAAAGAGACUUACAUAGGUGCCUUGAGCCCUGUCAUUGUGGAGAGUGAUGGCACACACUGUAGAGCUGCAGGCAGUAUGGGUAGUGGUAGGGGGACUCUACAGAAGCAGAAGAGAAAAAGUCGUAAGAGCGAUGGCAGUCCCGAGAUCAAGGCCACUGCUGCCAAUGGGGUCAGAACACAAGGAUCACCAAGCAUUUCCAGUAAUACACCCAUGUCUAAUGGAGCUAUAGCUUUACCCCCAAAUCCAUAUGCCCUAGAGUCACUAGAGCUAAAGGUGGAGGGUAGAACAUGCAAAUCUCUUGCUAACUUUAAAGCCUGUGUGCCUUCAGUGGUCUCCAGAGGAGAAGUGUCCGGAGCUCAAUCAGUUCCCAGGCUCCCUCAACCUAUUCCACCACCUCUCCAGCCCAAAAAUUCUGCUCAGAAUUUGGAGAGUCCCAAUAGCCAGCAAGUCAUGCCUUCUCAACACCAUCAUCUGAUGCAUAUAGACACUGUACAAGAGUGUGGUGAGCAGUCAAAUUUGGAGUGUAUCCUUCAAGGAAACCCUGAUCUUCCAAAAGACACAUUGAUAUCUAAAAGCUCCAUGCUAAAGGAACUAGCAGGUAGCAACAGUCACAGCAAGAGAACCUUAACAACAGGACAACAUGGUUCCCAACAAACAGGUUUGGCACAGGACCAAAUCAGAGUGGAGGUAGUAGCAAGCCCUGCCAAAACAUCUGUGAAUAAUGGACAUAUUCAAGGAACUAUCAGGGCUGAGCAGCAAAGGGAGGACGGCCCAAGCCCUUCACUAAACAUGACCCCAGAGGCUGAGCAAAGGGAGGGUAAAGCUCAGCAAGCACUGCGCCGUUUCUUUUCAGCCAUGGGACUUGGUAAGAGUCACUCCAGAAGCAUGGAACAGCUCGGCCCACCACUCAAACCCAGAACAAAUUCCUCAGAAACCCCCGGCCCCCUACAUGCACUAAAGAAAGCACCCUCACUCCAGAAUCUACGUCUGGCGUCUCCCUUCUCUCAGCUGAAGAAAUCGUCCUCGGUGCAGAAUCUCCAGUCUCCCAAAAGGAAGCCGGAGCGCUGUGCUGUUUAUACACCAGGGGAACGGCCCUGUAGCCCCGCCCUCUCCAGGGGUCUACAGCGUGCACUAAGCGUAGAGGACGUGGGCAGCCCCAGUGCGAUGCGCUCAGUGGGUAGAGUCGCUCAGGCGUUUCCUGAUGGGACAUUUCUGUUAGAGCUGAACCGGCCUCCAGACAGACACUUUGGCUUCCUCAUCUCCCGUGGGAAAGGCAGACCAGACUCAGGUGUGUAUGUGGAGGACAUGGGGGACAGCUGUACUCAGAAGCUGUAUGCUGGACUGCUGGGAGUGGGUGAUGAGAUCCUGGAGGUGAAUGGGGAGAAGGUAGCAGGGCUGAGUUUGGACUUGGUCACUCAGUUGAUGGUCCAGAAUGGUACAGUGUCCAUCCGUGUGCUGCGGCACCGACCACCUCACCAUUAACAU